AUGGGUGGAAAAAAGAAGGAUCAAGCAGAUAAAUCUGGAUCACAACAUGAUGAGUCAAUAAACAAGCCGCAACCAACCACGUGCACUGAUACUCAAAUUUCUACAAAAACAUUUACAAUGUCGUCAGGUCUUAUUGGUAAUGUAAAUCAACUAUCCUUCGAUGGAAAUUUAUGUCAAAAUUGGUCCGAUUGGUUGCAAGAGUUCAACAUUUAUUUGAUUGCGAGUGGCUAUGAUAGUUAUUAA
This is a messenger RNA of Macrosiphum euphorbiae (potato aphid), 243 nucleotides long. The record is from the annotation of a GenBank genome assembly. Lineage: Eukaryota; Metazoa; Arthropoda; Insecta; Hemiptera; Aphididae.